Molecule: messenger RNA, 1694 nt
Organism: Suncus etruscus (white-toothed pygmy shrew)
Lineage: Eukaryota; Metazoa; Chordata; Mammalia; Eulipotyphla; Soricidae
Gene: NOP58
Product: NOP58 ribonucleoprotein
Exons: 15
Coding region: 77-1684 (535 amino acids)
Cellular component (GO): box C/D methylation guide snoRNP complex; small-subunit processome
Molecular function (GO): snoRNA binding
Source: RefSeq, a predicted model, not a curated record
AAAAAAAAAAUCUUUCCGUUCUUCCCCAGCGGCUUGAGCUCGCGACGGGCGGCGCUCGCCCUGAUCCGGCCUGACCAUGCUGGUGCUGUUCGAGACGUCCGUGGGCUACGCCAUCUUUAAGGUUCUCAAUGAAAAGAAACUUCAAGAGGUUGAUAGUUUGUGGAAAGAAUUUGAAACUCCAGACAAAGCAAAUAAAAUAGUAAAGCUAAAGCAUUUUGAGAAAUUUCAAGAUACAGCAGAAGCAUUAGCAGCGUUCACAGCUCUGAUGGAGGGUAAAAUCAAUAAGCAGCUGAAGAGAGUUCUGAAGAAAAUAGUCAAAGAAGCCCAUGAACCCUUGGCUGUAGCUGAUGCUAAACUGGGAGGGGUAAUAAAGGAAAAGCUGAAUCUGAGUUGUAUCCACAGUCCUGUUGUUAAUGAGCUUAUGAGAGGAAUCCGUUCCCAGAUGGAUGGGUUAAUCCCUGGGGUUGAGCCUCGGGAAAUGGCAGCUAUGUGUCUUGGUUUGGCACACAGUUUGUCUCGCUAUAGAUUGAAAUUCAGUGCGGAUAAGGUGGACACAAUGAUUGUUCAGGCAAUCUCCUUGUUGGAUGACUUGGAUAAAGAGUUAAACAACUACAUAAUGCGGUGUAGAGAGUGGUAUGGCUGGCAUUUCCCGGAAUUAGGAAAAAUUAUUUCAGAUAAUUUAACAUAUUGCAAAUGUCUACAGAAAGUUGGCGACAGAAAGAAUUAUGCCUCGGCCACACUUUCUGAAAUCUUGCCUGAGGAAGUUGAGGCUGAAGUGAAGGCGGCUGCUGAGAUCUCCAUGGGGACGGAGGUUUCGGAAGAAGACAUAUGUAACAUUCUGCACCUGUGCACACAGGUGAUCGAAAUCUCUGAGUAUCGGACUCAGCUCUUUGAGUACCUACAGAAUCGCAUGAUGGCCAUUGCGCCGAAUGUCACAGUCAUGGUUGGAGAGUUGGUCGGAGCGCGGCUCAUUGCUCAUGCAGGCUCUCUCUUGAAUUUGGCCAAACAUGCAGCUUCAACGGUUCAGAUUCUUGGCGCUGAAAAGGCCCUCUUUAGAGCCCUCAAGUCCCGACGAGAUACCCCAAAAUACGGUCUCAUUUAUCAUGCCUCACUUGUGGGCCAGUCAAGUCCCAAACACAAAGGGAAGAUUUCUAGGAUGCUGGCAGCCAAAACUGCCCUAGCUAUUCGGUAUGAUGCUUUUGGCGAAGAUUCCAGCUCUGCCAUGGGCGUUGAGAACAGAGCCAAGUUGGAGGCCAGGUUAAGGAGUUUGGAGGACCGAGGGAUAAGGAAAAUAAGUGGAACAGGAAAAGCUUUAGCAAAAGCAGAAAAAUAUGAACAUAAAAGUGAAGUAAAGACUUAUGAUCCUUCCGGUGACUCCACAUUGCCGACCUGUUCGAAGAAACGCAAGAUAGAGGAGGUGGAUGUAGAGGAGGAAGUUGUUGAGAAGAAGCCAAAAAAACCCAAGAUCAAAGUUAAAGUUGAAGAGGAGGAGGAGAAUGAAGAGCAGGGAGCAAUGGUUGUAGAAGAGGAGGAAACACCUAUGAAAAAGAAGAAGAAAAAGGACAAAAAGAAACACAUAAAGGAAGAACCAGUUUCUGAUGAAGAGGCAUGUGCCAGCACAACUGUUGUUACUAGUACAGAAAAGAAGAAGAAAAAGAAAAAAAAGCGAGAGAAUGAGGACUAAAGGAAGAAAA